Molecule: messenger RNA, 1059 nt
Organism: Hirsutella rhossiliensis
Lineage: Eukaryota; Fungi; Ascomycota; Sordariomycetes; Hypocreales; Ophiocordycipitaceae
Product: methyltransferase domain-containing protein
Exons: 4
Coding region: 1-1059 (352 amino acids)
Molecular function (GO): methyltransferase activity
Source: RefSeq, a predicted model, not a curated record
AUGUCCACGUCCGAGCAGGAGGACAUGGCGCGAGAAGCCCUGUCGCAGGCCGAGGCCUCCAUCGUCGCCGACAACUUUGACGAUGACAUUGCCAGGGACGACGACUCCGAUGGCGGCUACAGCAGUGACGGCUUCAGCUCCGGCAGCACCUCGGCCGAGUCGUCGGUGCGCGACUAUCUCUACGAGAAUGGCCGCCGCUACCACCGCUUCCGCGAAGGCACCUACAACUUCCCAAACGACGAUGUCGAGCAGGAGCGAGAGGACAUGAAGCAUGCCAUGGUGAAGCUGCUCUGUAGCCAGAAGCUUCACUUCGCCCCAAUCGGCGAAUACCCCCAAGAGGUACUCGACAUUGGGACGGGGACUGGCAUUUGGGCCAUCGAAAUGGGCGACCAGUUUCCGAGUGCCCAUGUCCUCGGCAUCGACCUCUCGCCCAUCCAGCCGGACUGGCUGCCGCCCAACGUUCGCUUCUUGGUGGAUGAUGUCGAGUCUCCUUGGCUGUAUCCAAACAACCACUUCGACUACAUCCACUCGCGCCACACCGUCAUGGCCGUCAGGGACUGGAUGCGGCUCUUGCGCCGGGCCUACGAACAUCUCAAACCAGGUGGCUGGAUUGAGCUGCAAGAGAUACACCACAAGCCCCGGAGCGCCCACGCCGAGGGAAUCGUGCCCGCCGACCACGCCGUCGCCAGGUUCUGGGAGCGCGUCAACGAGGGCCUCACGACCCUCGGCAUCGACCUCGACACGGCGGCCGGGGGAUUUCUGGCUCAGUUGAUGCACGACGCAGGCUUCACCAACGUGACGGAGCGCGUCUUCCACGUGCCCAUCGGGACGUGGCCCAAGAACAAGGUACUCAAGACGGUCGGAUUAUACUGGCGCACGAUUCUCCUCGACGGCCUACAGGCCAUUGCGCUGGGGCCCUUGACGCGGGGGCUACAUUGGAAUCGCGAGCAAGUCGAGCUGUUCCUCAUGGAGGUGCGGCGCGCCUACAACGACAACUCGGCGCUCAUGUACAUGCCUCUCCACAUCAUAUACGCCCAGAAGCCAGAGAACGGGGCGUGA